Messenger RNA from Lutzomyia longipalpis, 1472 nucleotides. RefSeq lists its product as uncharacterized. Bases 687 to 1430 code for a protein of 247 amino acids. The record is from RefSeq and is a predicted model, not a curated record. The transcript has 2 exons. Lineage: Eukaryota; Metazoa; Arthropoda; Insecta; Diptera; Psychodidae.
UCGAAGGGAGAUGGAGUUAGCUGCCUACUAAUUCAGAAUGAAAUAUUGCGCCAAGUCUUAUUGUCAAGGUUUGUAUGUAGUAGUGUAGUGUACACUAACUUUGCACUAAAGAGAAUUUUUUUCUUUUUUUCUUUAUAUUACACUGUUUUCUCAACUUUAAAAGUUAUUUUCAUUCACAAAUAUGUAAUAAAGAGCAAAACAUAUUUUAUAAAUAAUUCAAAUAAUCCUUAAAUGACAGUUAUGUAAAAAAUCCAAGAUUUCUGUGAGGAAACGUAGAAGAUGCAAUAUUUAUUUAAUUUUGUUAUUUCUUGGCAGUAAAACACAAUCAUAACAUCCUUUGUAUGAUUACCUAAGUAAUUAAACAGGAAAAUUGAUUAAUAACAGGAAAACUCACCAGAAAUCACUAGAACUUAAAACUUCGAGAAAUAUUCUUACGUCUCACUACUACACUUAUACUACGAACACGUCGCCUUGUCACAGCAUUGUCAAAAACAGCUGAUGUUGUUGAUACCGGCUGUGAAACUUUGAGAAUAAGAAUAAUUUUCAGAAUCGAUUUGGGGAUGAAAUAAAAGCGCCAAAAGAGGAAAGUUAAGGAGUCUGAAACUUCUACAUAUUUUAUUACUUAAGUAUUCCUAUAGGUAAGAAGGGCACAAAAGAAGUUUUAUUACAGCGAUUCCACAGAAGAUAUGGACGUUGGAAUGGAAGACUCAAUAGGAAGCUUCAACAAUCUCAUUACAAACUACUGCAGUCGCAUAGAUGAAUCAAUUUUGAAGGAAUACUCAAAGGAAGCCACCACGGACUUCCUUACAUUCUACAGGAUGAUUUUUGAACCAUGUGGUCAGGUUGCAAUAAGCAGCAGCAUUGUUAUUUCCAAUGAUCUUCAUGUAAAGCUAUAUGCUAACGGUGAAGAGAUCAUGGAUUCAUAUAAUUUACAAACUGUGAAGGAGAUUCAAACCUAUUCUGAGCUGCAGAACCUUCUGGAAACUCUCUUGGCAUACAGGAGUCCUAAUUUAAGAGAUUCAAGCACCUUCAAGAAUAACCUGGUACACAGUAUUAAUGCCCUAGAGGAGAUUCUCAGGAAGCAUCAGGAGCCAAGCGAUGGGGAAGAUAGCGAAUUGACGAUCAGUAAUAUGAAUACAAUAAUGGAUCAACUGCGCCAAAUCCAAGAUAGGAAUAAUAAAUUCUCACCAUUAACCAUCAGCAAUUGCAUCAACAUUUACGAAUCUUCAGCAGAAGCAUAUGAAUUCCUGAGAUCCUUGAUGUACCUACCAGAUCCCACUGAACUCCAAGAACUAAUGACAACAGUUGAGAAGCAUGCUCCAAGCUGUUGUACUCGUGAAGAUGAGGAGAUUGACAAUGAAUCUUGGGAUUCAGACUCCGAAGAACCGUCUCAUGUUUGUCAAGUAAAGAGUGAGAAGAAGAAAAGGUAGGAAGUAAUGGAAAUAAAGAAUCAUCAACAGAAAAAUAAUGAA